Molecule: messenger RNA, 1736 nt
Organism: Linum tenue
Lineage: Eukaryota; Viridiplantae; Streptophyta; Magnoliopsida; Malpighiales; Linaceae
Source: the annotation of a GenBank genome assembly
AAAAAAAUUCCAAUGUUAACAUUUUGCAAUGGACAAACCAAACCGAAACCAUGGGCAUUGAAAAUGGAGAGGUCACUACUCAAUAGCCCAGCUGCCCAGGAGUCAGAUAGACACUCAACAGGAAGAAGAAGAAGAAGAAGAAUUAUUUUGCGCGGUGGGUAAGAGAACCGGAGAAUCAUCAAUCUAAUCAACAGGAAACCGGGGAGCGAGAGUCGAUCGGAGCUUGGCUAUGGUGUUCGCGAGAGAAGAACCAAACAGGUAUUUGCGGCUGGAUAGAUAAUUGGCUAUGGCUAUGGCUAUGGCUAUGGCGGCGUCUACUACUAAUGUUGUCCGUAAUCCGAAAACUCUGUUCCUCAUCUGGUCACUCUGCAUCAUCUUCUUCUUCUCUCUUCUCCAAAUGGCUAUCAAGAAUUCUGCUACUUCUUCCACUUCUUCAGAUUCUCAUAUUGCAUAUAACGAGCAAAGGUCAAGGCUGUAUGAUAAAAUGGCAAGGGAUCUGGAUGAGAAAGGAGCAGCCUUUCUUAAACAUGGAGAAACGUCUCAGUCAUUGUCCCUCUCGGAUAUUUUUACCCUGAAAGAAGAUGGAUCAGUUACACCUGUACUUAAGGCAGCCGACCCUCCAGUUAGAGCUAAUGUGUUGUAUCUAAGUCCAGAGUAUUCAUUGCCCAUCUCGGAUGCUGUAAAACAUGUCUUUGCUCCAUAUUUUAAUAAAGCGAUUUGGUUUCAGAACUCUACGGUGUACCAUUUUAGCAUGGUUCAUGCUUCUCAUCACAUUACACCAGUUCCUGCCACUGAAUCCCAGAUUGAAGCUGAAGCAGCUGCUGUUAAAACUGCUGUCAGGAGCUUUUGCCCUUUGAAAAUUGUCUUGGAUAGAGUGGUUUUGACUUCCACUGGUGUGCUUCUCGGAUGCUGGCAGGUAAGUGAUGGAACAGAUCCUGUAACUAUCCGUGCUAAAUUGAGGAGCGUGCUUCCGCAUGCCCCGGAACAGCAACUUAGUUGUAUGCUGCACUGCAGUAUGACACUGCUAUUCUUCAUACGUCAUUUGCAAGACUCCUUGGCAACCCUACUAUUCCAAACGAGCUUGCAGCGCUUCUUUGACAAGACGCCCUUUUUCCAGAACAUAGAGAAGAUUCCAGAUGAUGCAAUGCAGCUUUUCCACGAGCUAGUUGCGAAACUGAACAACAAACUCCACGGGUCCCAGGCAGUGGUGUCGGAGCUGUGGUAUGUGGAAGAAUAUGAUGUAUUGGCUCUUGCACUGGAUGGAAGGAUGAAGGUAAGGAGGUUCCAGCUUGGCUGCAAGUCAACCGGAAAGUAGCAUAACUUCAGAUGGCUUUGUUUCAUCGAUGGAUCAUUGGUAUUUGAAUGUAAAGAGCCAAAUUUUCGAGGUUUCUGUUGAUGAGUUUAGUAGAACUGCGAAGUAACCAGGCGGUAAAGGAAUGGUCAUGUACUCAUGUAUCUGUGGUAGGCUUGGGCAAGGAGGUUUAAGAACGUAGCAUGCACUCCACGUGCUAGCCACAAAGGCAAUAUCGAACCAAUUCCCGGAAAAAGGAAGUGUCCGAUAAUCCAUUAUUUGAUACGUUCUCCCACAACCUUAGGCUCCACUGGAUUUUCGUGAUAGUGGACUGAUGGGUAGUUGGAUUUUGUACUUGGUCCAUGCCAUGACGUAAUAUUUGGUUAAAUGCCUUGCUAUGCUAGUUGUUGUACAAACGUUGGUUUUGACUCGGUACAGAAUGAGG